AUGGCAUGGGACCACCUUGAUUUCGAUCGGCCGCAUCUGGCUUACAUGAUUCUCGGUGGCUUUACGGGCCUGUUCAUGCUGUGCUCGCUUUUCGUGAAAGAGAAGCUCUACAUUGGCGAAGCUACCGUCGCUACACUCUGCGGUAUCAUCUUCGGACCACAUGCAGCCAAUUUAUUUAACCCCCACGACUGGGGUAACGUCGACAAAAUUACCUUGGAAUGCUCGCGCAUUGUUCUGGUUGUACAAUGUUUCGCCGUCGGCGUCGAGUUGCCCAAGGCGUAUAUGGAGCGCCACUGGAAGUCGGUCAGCUUGCUGUUGGUUCCUGUCAUGACUUGGGGCUGGUUGAUUACCAGUCUGUUUAUCUGGUGGAUGGUACCCACGCUCAACUGGCUGGAGAGUCUAGUAUGUGCGGCUUGCGUCACGGCCACCGAUCCUGUCUUGGCAUCGUCCGUCGUUGGUAAGGGUAAGUUCGCCAAGCGUGUGCCCAAGCAUUUGCGUGACCUCUUGUCGGCUGAAUCCGGUUGUAACGAUGGAAUGGCGUUCCCAUUCAUCUACCUGGGAUUUUAUAUCCUGCGUUUCAGACCCGACGCUAGCAAGGUCUCGCUGAACUGGUUCGUUGUGACCAUCCUCUACGAGUGUAUCUUCGGCGCUAUCUUUGGCUUCCUCAUUGGAUACGCUGCUCGUCACGCUAUCAAAUGGGCCGAGCGCAAGAGUUUGAUUGAUCGAGAGAGUUUCCUCGUGUUCUACUUCGUGCUGGCCGUCUUCUGCGCCGGCGCAGGUAGUUCACUGGGCAUGGACGAUCUGCUCAUCGGAUUCUCUUGUGGAGUCGGCUUCAGUAAUGACGGUUGGUUUACGGAGAAAACCGAAGAGUCGCACGUUUCCAACGUUAUUGACUUGUUGCUCAAUUUGGCAUACUUUGUCUAUUUCGGAUCUAUCAUCCCCUGGGAACUCUAUAAUGCCCCUGAUCUCGGCCUGACUCCCUGGAGACUGGUCGUUAUUGCCAUCUUGGUCAUCUUCUUCCGUCGCAUUCCCAUUAUGCUUUUACUCAAACCGAUUAUACCGGAUAUCAAAACUUGGCGUGAAGCGCUCUUCGCUGGUCACUUUGGUCCUAUUGGUGUCGGUGCCAUCUUUGCUGCCAUUCUUGCGAGAGCGGAACUGGAACAUGAUAGUACACAGCCGCUUCCUGAAAGUGAUCUCAACGCGUCUUCAUUGGAAUACCCGGCGGAUUAUGCUGUCGUUCAGCUCAUCUGGCCUAUUACGACGUUCAUGGUUAUCUCGUCUAUUUUAGUCCACGGCUCAUCUAUCGCCGUGUUCACUCUGGGCAAGCGCAUUAACACCCUGACAAUCACCCUGUCCUACACCCAAGCCAACGAGGAAGGCCCAUCAUGGAUGAACCGUCUUCCACGUGUUCAGUCCUUGGCCAAGGGAUCCAUGUCCUUCCGCAAGGCUGAUGAGCUUGAUGAGGGCUCUUCCGAUGAGAGACUGCCUGAGUACCCCCCAGGUACGUUACCACCCAUCGGCAUGCCUGGAAACUUCUUGCGCCGUGUCCGUGAGGAAGAUAGCGAAACCCAGAGUACCCAUUCAGCAAAUCUGAGGUCUCUUCGUCGGAAGGGCCGCAAGCACACUGAUGCUGGCGGUCCCAUCAGCCAGUCUGCCAUCAUGCCCCAGCGCCGGACAGAGAGCGAACUUGAGGCCGAAUCGAAGGAGGAACUCGAAGAACGGGAUCGUGUGGAUCGUGGAUCUUCACCUCCUACUGCUGAACGGGAUCGCUUUGGACGCGAGCCCCAGCUGGAGGUCUUCCAAGAGGGUCAUCACAUGAUCAUCGAGGACGAGGAGGGCAAUGUGCUCAAGACCGAAGAUACUAGCAACCUGACUCCUGAAGAACUGGCCCGUCACAUCGAGGAACAGCGCAAGCGACUCGAGGAGGACCGGUCUGGAGAGCUUGCUCCAUCUCGAAACCAGCCUCACGAGAAGACAGAGGGCGAAGAGAUUCAACAGGCCAUUGGCGAACAAACUGGUCAUCCCGUCGAAAAGGCACGGUCCCGUUGGACCAACUGGACCGGCUUUGGAAAGGAGAAGGCAGAGGAAGCAAAACCAAAAGCCAAGCCCAAGCUUUCCGAAGGCGAGAAGCAGAAGGCGCGCUCCGCUCAUGCCUACCAGUUCGGCAACACUAUUAUUGUUGAGGAUGAGGACGGCGAGGUGAUCAAGAAAUACACCAUCCCAUCGGGCGAGAAGCCCGCCAAGCCCAAGCCCAAGCCUGAAGAGCAGCAGCCUGUAAAGGACCAAGCACCUCUCCGAACAGGUCUGAAGCGUAUGGGAACCUGGUUCGGCAAGGAAGAAGAGGGCGAGUCCUCGCAAGCCGGCCAGAAGAAGAAGCCUGCACCUCGCACGGAGACCGACGACUGGGCUACAGAUGACGGUCUGCGUUUCACUCUUGCCCAGAACUCAGAGGUCGACUCCCAAGGCAUCGGCCACAAGGGUCGCCGUAUGAACAAGCACGAGUUCUUCCAGCAGAUCAAGGGCCUGGACGCCAAGGCCCGCCGUGAUGUGGUCCAGCAAACCGACGCCCCUGCGUCCGUCAAAGAAGCCGCCCACGAAGACGUCAAACAGACCGCAAAGCAAGAACGCCGUCUCUCUGUCGCCGCCGCAAGCGCCGCCACGGGCGCAAUCCCCGAGGAAGAAGACGAGGCGCUCGUAUCUGAAUCCGUCACAGACAGCGACAUCAGUGACGAGGACGAAUCUGCCGGUGAACACCAAGGCCCCAACGUUGCCACGUCCCUGGCCAAAUUCACCCGCGGCAGUUCCGCGCAAGAACGCCGCAGCAACCUCAGCCCGGCACCACGCACUCGCGACCGUCGUCGCCGUGACUCGGACGACGAUGGCACGGAGCGCAUCCCACCUUCACGUCUGCGUCAAGAAGCCGGUCUAGCCGCACCACCACGACAAGCCGACGAUGACACCGGGGAGACCCCUGCCGAACGACGUCGUCGUCUCGCCGCACUGGGCGAGAUCCACAACGACGAUUCCUCUGACUCAGAAGCCGAGGCGGGAGCUGCCAUUGCCGAGUCCGAUAGCGAGGAUAACGGUGAGCCCCGCCAGCCGCAAGGUAAAGUGCAAUUCGCCGAAGCUGCCAGACCCGCUGCGCAGUCUAGUCCCGGCGAACAGCAGUCUUCCUCGUCUGGUUCCGGCUCUGGGUCUGGAAAAUUCACACCCGGCCAUCGACCACGCAUCUCAUGGGGCGGCGAGAAAGGACGUGAUCAUUAA
Molecule: messenger RNA, 3264 nt
Organism: Penicillium daleae
Lineage: Eukaryota; Fungi; Ascomycota; Eurotiomycetes; Eurotiales; Aspergillaceae
Product: Na+/H+ antiporter Nha1
Exons: 1
Coding region: 1-3264 (1087 amino acids)
Biological process (GO): sodium ion export across plasma membrane; proton export across plasma membrane; regulation of membrane potential
Cellular component (GO): plasma membrane
Molecular function (GO): sodium:proton antiporter activity
Source: RefSeq, a predicted model, not a curated record